This is a messenger RNA of Physcomitrium patens, 3472 nucleotides long. RefSeq names its product galactoside 2-alpha-L-fucosyltransferase. Gene Ontology annotation, cellular component: membrane; Golgi apparatus. The record is from RefSeq and is a predicted model, not a curated record. Gene Ontology annotation, molecular function: galactoside 2-alpha-L-fucosyltransferase activity. Lineage: Eukaryota; Viridiplantae; Streptophyta; Bryopsida; Funariales; Funariaceae. Gene Ontology annotation, biological process: xyloglucan biosynthetic process; cell wall biogenesis.
CGCAAACUUUACAUGUCGAAAUUGGGGUUUCUUUCCAAGAGUCUGGAUCGUGUAGGAGGAUACUUGAGAAUUUAAGGAUGGAAAGCUUGUGAUGGUCCAGUUUGAACUAUGGAGAGCCGCCGGGGGGCGUGGAGAGGUUUUCAUGCUGGAGAGAAAUUUGGCCGCGAAUUGAACGUGGGAUGAGUUGUCUGCUAUUCGAAAACGUCAGUUGAACGUUCGUAUCGCAGCAUGGGAAGCUCAAUCGUUAGUGAGUGGAUUGUAACAGGGACUUGUGAACUGCAGCUUCCGUCGGUGCUGCUUGUGUGGAGGUGCGUUUCUUGAUGUCUGUGCGGGAAGAUAGUCUCAGGUUGAGAGUUGCGGUUUUUUUUAGCUCCUGGGAGACGAUAGGUUGCGUAUUUUUGCGCCUCAGCUGUUGUGAGCGUUGCCCGAGCCUAGGAUGACUGUUACGAACCCAAUGGUCGGAACCACAAAAUUGCAUCCUAUUUCACAUGGAAUCACGUUUCCUGCUUUUCCCAGGAGGCUCCUACUCGUGGCUUCCUCAGCGUGCUGUGUAGUCAAUUCGAUAAAGAGCAUGAAAAUCUUUUAAUGCUGGGUUUUUGCAAGAGGAGAUUAAUGUCUUAUCCCAGUAGUGCUACACACAAGAUCCUACUGAAUCCAGCUGAAUCCGCAUGACAAGAUCCAUUGCUUGGAAGACAUGACCAUUCGUUUCUGAAAUUAGUGCAACGUCAACGUUAAACUUUCCUAGAAAUGAAGAUGUCGAAUAUACCAACACCUUCUUAGGUCGAUCCUGUACCGGACGUCAUGGUAUUUCCGUUUCCUUCCAGGUUUUGGAUGUUGCUCAGAACACAUCUUGAUCAAAACAAAGAUACGGAGGCAUUUGGAGUCGCAUUGCGCUAUAUCUUGCAUUGAUUGACUCGUGUCUCUUUGUAAACCAUCAGAGCUCCCACUGAGAACGUCAGCAUCUUUCUGCAGGAUUCGUUCACAACGACGAGUUUGUAACUCAUUGUUGUGGAUCAAUCUUCUAGGUCAUGACGUUCUGUCUCCGAAGGUCGUGAGAAACUGGAGGUCUUCGGUGCUAAGAGUUGCUUUCGAGUCCAUGAGCUAGAGAAUUUCAUUAACUUCUGAAUCGUGAUGAAGAGAAGCUACAAUCUGAAAUUUACUUGAAAUACAAAUCUCUCAAAUAGGGGAGUGUCAUAUUGGUGCCACCGAAGCAUGAUAGGCGAGGCAUAAUAACACGUCCAUUAACCUAAUCACUCUCAAAGCCUAAACAUGUUUCCAAGGUGGAUUCGGCGAGGUGAAUCCGAUUUGGUAACUGCACGGAACAAAACUCAUGGAAAGGAUUCAGAAAUUCCAAGUGCCUGUUUUGGAAAAACAAUGCUGCAAGUACUAUUGGUAGUAUUCUGGGGACUUUUAGUCCUGCAUCUGGUCUCGUUAACGUCCACUCUCUCCAUUCGACAGCUGGUUGUGUCCUCUUCACUUGCCGUUCGAGGAAUAACUGCAGACGAAGUUGACAAUAUCCAACCUCAGACAAAUGAGGCAGUUGGAGGUCUAACCGAAGACUUGGUACCACCGAGGGAGGCAGAUAAAACAUUAGGAGGUUUAACUGAAGAAUUUGUAGCGCAGGGGGAGGCAGACAAUACUUUGGGAGGUUUAUUACUUUCACCCGAGCUUUUCGAGGACAGUCGGUGCAUUAGUAGAUCGCGAGAAUACCAGCUUCGGAAACCGUCGACUUUCAAGCCUUCACCAUACCUUAUUUCAAAGCUUCGUGAUUAUGAGCGUCGUCACCUCAAGUGUGCUCACGAGGCUAAAAAAUUUAGUCCCCAAACGAAUGCCACUGAGCAGGAUUUUGGAGGAUGCCGCUUCAUAGUGUGGAUGGCGAUCAGCGGCCUUGGGAACCGUAUCAUGACCCUAACGUCCGCGUUUGUAUACGCGCUCCUGACGAACAGAGUGCUCAUCGUUGAUCGUGGUUUGGGCACCGAUGAGCUGUUUUGCGAACCCUUUCCAAGCACAUCGUGGCUGCUUCCCGAGUCUUUUCCGAACGAGUGGAUGAAUAACUUGGGCUCCAACUCUACGUCGAAAUUUGGAUUUCUGGCACGAAAUUUCACCUUCACGUCGUCUCACAAUGGAUACUCCUACAUCGACAUUAUGCACAGCUCCGACAAAGAUGACACUAAAUUCUUUUGUGCAAACUGCCCAUCCUAUCUAAGCAGCUUCCCAUGGCUGUUCAUGAGAUCCAACCAGUAUUUUCUGCCUGGUCUUCAUUUGGUACCUGAAUUUCACGACGAACUCGACAAGAUGUUUCCGGAGCGUCAGACAGUGUUUCAUCAUAUCGUCCGCUACCUGAUGCACCCAUCAGACGCCGUAUGGGGUUUAAUCUCGAGCUUUUAUGAGACACAUUUGGCCAACUCACAGCAUAAAGUAGGGUUGCAAAUCCGUGUCCUCAGCGACGAUCCCGCGUUGCUUGAAGUGUUCCCAGACUUGGUUCUGAAAUGUGCGCAAGAAAAAAAAUUGCUGCCGGACGUGGCGUUGAACACCAACAACUCAGCAGUCGGCAACCAAAUAUCUAACUCUGUCUCUGUAUUAGUUGCAUCCCUUCGUGUAGUUUUUUACAAUAGGAUCCGAGAGUUGUACCUCAAUCAUCCCACCACAGAUGGCCAACAAGUGGGCGUGUACACCGCAAGCCAUGAUGAGGUACAGUUCUUAAAUUUUCUGAGCCACGACAUGAAGGCCUUGGCCGACAUGUACCUUUUGUCGUUCAGUGACACUCUUGUCACAACGUCGUGGUCCACAUUCGGGUACGUCGCGCAAGGCAUCUCCGGAGUGAACCCUUGGAUCCUCACCAAGUUCGACACCACCGACACGGUCCCGGAGUACAUCAAAAACUAUGGUAUUUGCAACCGUGGUAUAUCAAUCGAUCCUUGUUUCCAUAACACUCCGCAAAUGGAUUGUGAGAACAGAGGUUGGACUACCGAUCCAGGUAAGAUGCUCCCUUACAUUCAACACUGCGAGGAUGUGCCGUGGGGCAUCAAAAUCAUGGAUCCGGCGACUGGUGGACAUUAGAGUACAGCAAAAACAGAAAAAAAUUGUACUUUGUACACACGUUGUCCAACAUUUUGUAUUUAUAUACUCACACAGGUAGAAUGCGAUUAUUUAGUACAUGCUAAUGCACUGAUUGGAAAAUCCUUCUGCGGCACAAGCGGUGCAAGGUUCGUGCGGUCCCUGUCGUGUCGGUAAUUGGCAUUUCCAAGACGCCAAAAUUCGCAAUGUAUUGACUUAGCUUUUUACUAACGAGAAUGAAUUAAUAGCAAACCCUCUGUAAGAAUACUAUUUACGACGCAGUAACAUCUGUCGAAUUACUUAACCAUGAUAAAAAUAAUUUUAUUAUAAUACAUUCUAUGAUUAUUUCCAUAAACUACGUGAUAAUAUAAACACUAUUUCAUUGAAAUAAAAGAAAAUAAGUAUGUGACCCUAA